Jaculus jaculus (lesser Egyptian jerboa) is the source of this 7850-nucleotide messenger RNA. It is a transcript of the gene Cpeb3, whose product is annotated as cytoplasmic polyadenylation element binding protein 3. NCBI's taxonomy places the organism in Eukaryota, Metazoa, Chordata, Mammalia, Rodentia, Dipodidae. Bases 228 to 2369 code for a protein of 713 amino acids. Gene Ontology annotation, cellular component: synapse; cytoplasm; neuron projection. Gene Ontology annotation, molecular function: mRNA regulatory element binding translation repressor activity; translation factor activity, RNA binding; mRNA 3'-UTR binding. The record is from RefSeq and is a predicted model, not a curated record. The transcript has 12 exons. Gene Ontology annotation, biological process: negative regulation of cytoplasmic translation.
AUAGAAGAAAAUAAAUACUGUUCACUUUUAAAUUUUAUCGAUCCUUAAAAACUGGACACUCAAAGGUAACUGCUACUACAAAUGUUUUACUUGAAAUUGGGGUGAACGCUGUGAGUUCCGGUGAAGGGGAAAAAGAGACGUGGCGAAAUUGCUGUCUUUCUGUCUUAUAAGCACAUCUCUCACUAAUACAGAAAAGGAACCACGACAUCAGAAAGGCUGCGCAAACCAUGCAGGAUGAUUUACUGAUGGACAAAAGCAAAACCCAGCCCCAGUCUCAGCAACAGCAGCGGCAGCAGCAGCAGCAGCAGCAGCUCCAGCCCGAGCCCGGCGCAGCAGAAGCCCCGUCCACGCCCCUCUCCUCCGAGACCCCCAAGCCCGAGGACAGCAGCGCAGUGCCGGCUCUGAGCCCCACCUCGGCCCCGCCAGCCCCCAACGGCCCCGACAAGAUGCAGAUGGAGUCGCCGCUCCUGCCGGGCUUGAGUUUCCAUCAGCCCCCACAGCAGCCGCCGCCGCCCCAGGAGCCUGCGGCGCCCGGAGCGUCCCUGUCGCCGUCUUUCGGCAGCACCUGGUCCACGGGCACGACGAACGCGGUGGAGGACAGCUUCUUCCAGGGGAUCACCCCGGUCAACGGGACCAUGCUCUUCCAGAACUUCCCGCACCACGUCAACCCCGUGUUCGGAGGCACCUUCUCGCCGCAGAUCGGCCUGGCGCAGACCCAGCACCACCAGCAGCCGCCGCCGGCGCCGCAGCCCGCGCAGCCCCCGCAGGCGCAGCCCCCGCAGCAGCGCCGCUCGCCCGCCAGCCCCAGCCAGGCGCCCUACGCGCCCCGGAGCGCCGCCGCCGCCGCCUACGGCCACCAGCCCAUCAUGACCAGCAAGCCGUCCUCCUCGUCGGCCGUGGCCGCCGCCGCCGCCGCCGCCGCCGCCUCCUCGGCUUCGUCCAGCUGGAACACGCACCAGAGCGUGAACGCCGCGUGGAGCGCGCCGUCUAACCCGUGGGGAGGCCUGCAGGCGGGCCGGGACCCUCGCCGAGCCGUCGGUGUGGGCGUGGGCGUGGGCGUGGGGGUACCAUCCCCGCUUAACCCCAUCUCGCCGCUCAAAAAGCCCUUCUCCAGCAAUGUGAUCGCGCCGCCCAAGUUCCCUCGUGCGGCCCCGCUCACCUCCAAGUCCUGGAUGGAGGAUAACGCUUUCCGGACCGAUAAUGGUAACAAUCUGUUGCCAUUUCAGGACCGGAGUAGGCCCUAUGACACUUUUAACUUGCACUCGUUGGAGAAUUCCUUAAUGGAUAUGAUAAGGACUGAUCAUGAGCCUCUGAAAGGUAAACACUACCCUCCCAGUGGCCCACCAAUGAGUUUCGCUGAUAUAAUGUGGAGGAAUCAUUUUGCAGGCCGCAUGGGAAUAAAUUUUCAUCACCCAGGAACAGAUAACAUUAUGGCACUUAACACCAGGAGCUAUGGGCGGAGACGAGGUCGAUCUUCUCUCUUUCCCUUUGAAGACGCCUUCUUGGACGACAGCCAUGGCGAUCAGGCCUUGUCAUCUGGCUUAAGUUCUCCCACGCGCUGUCAGAAUGGGGAGCGAGUGGAACGCUACUCUAGGAAGGUGUUUGUUGGGGGCCUUCCUCCUGACAUUGAUGAAGAUGAGAUCACUGCCAGCUUUCGCAGGUUUGGACCUCUUGUGGUAGACUGGCCCCAUAAAGCAGAAAGCAAGUCGUAUUUUCCUCCUAAAGGCUAUGCCUUUCUGCUGUUCCAGGAGGAGAGUUCAGUGCAAGCUUUAAUAGAUGCCUGCCUAGAGGAAGAUGGGAAACUAUACCUGUGUGUGUCCAGCCCCACCAUUAAGGACAAACCGGUGCAAAUUCGACCAUGGAACCUAAGUGACAGUGACUUUGUAAUGGAUGGUUCUCAGCCUUUGGACCCCAGAAAAACUAUCUUUGUUGGGGGAGUUCCACGACCCCUUCGAGCUGUUGAACUGGCAAUGAUCAUGGACCGUUUGUAUGGUGGUGUUUGCUAUGCUGGCAUUGACACAGACCCAGAGCUGAAGUACCCCAAAGGUGCCGGCCGUGUGGCAUUCUCCAAUCAGCAGAGUUACAUUGCAGCAAUCAGUGCGCGUUUUGUGCAGCUUCAACACAAUGACAUUGAUAAACGGGUGGAAGUGAAGCCGUAUGUGCUGGAUGAUCAGAUGUGUGACGAAUGCCAGGGCACGCGCUGCGGUGGGAAGUUCGCCCCGUUCUUCUGUGCCAACGUCACCUGUCUGCAGUAUUACUGCGAAUACUGCUGGGCCAGCAUCCAUUCCCGAGCCGGCCGCGAGUUCCAUAAACCGCUGGUGAAGGAGGGAGGUGACCGCCCUCGCCACGUCCCGUUCCGCUGGAGCUGAGCCCGGGGCCGACCCAGCCAUAAGUACUGGAGUAGCUAACAAGGAGGGAAAAGAGAGGGCACUGCCUCAGGGCUCACGGUGUUCUGGAAAUCUGUGCAUUUGUUCUCGAUUUUUAAAGAAGAAAUGGGUCUUUUAUUAUUAUUAUUAUUAUUUACAGUCAUAUUACUGAACUCAGUGUCCAGUAGAAUGCAAAAUUGCAGAGUGUAUAACGGUACUGAUUUGCACUUUGAUUCACACCUUUGUCUGCUUGGUACCUUCAUUUCUUACACCCGACCUGUCACCUUGACAGUAUGGUAGACUGCCAUUCUCAUCAGCGGCCAUCAGGUUGAUGUGUGUGACUCUUGUUUGUUGCUGUGUUGUUGCUCUGAUUGUUUUGAAACUGGAGCAUGCACUUAUUUUCAGAAGCUUAGAGAGUUGCCCCCAGGACAAGGUUUACCAAAGGUGAUACUGGCGAGUAAGUGACAGAUGUAGCAGAAACUUCACCAUUCAGCGAUCAUGAGCUGGGGUCAUGUAGCGUAAGGAAAAUCCUGAAUGAAAUCAGCCUUUAGUUGCUCUGUAUUUUGACUUGUAAGGAUACCUCAUGAGGAUCUUCAUUUUUCCUUCAUGUUUGAUUUUUGUUUUGCUGAAGAUUUUGGUUAAUCUUUUAGUGUUAUGUAAAUUUAUGCUGCAAUAGCUUUUGCUGCUAUUAAAAUGGUAUUGUUAAUACCAUAAUACUCUAUUCAGGCUAAGGUAUCAAUUAAAAACAAAAACAAAAGCCCAACAACACUUUGUGAUUUAGGGAUAGAGCCAGCUGCUGAGAGGAGAUGAGAGCAGACUUGAGAAAGCUUCAACGGAAGGUCACUGCUUCUGACUGCAUGUUUACUUAAUCAGGUUGCUGCAUGCAAUAGAUCUUAUAUCCAAUGUCUAGUAUAAAACCUUCCCACAGUGCACAAAUUAAGAAUCUAUAUAAGCUAUAAAAUACUCAUUUUUUAAAAGAAGAUUUCUUUCAUUCAGAGAACUGGUAGCCAAUCGGAGGAAGGCAUGCCUCAGUGAGUGGAAUGCUUCUAGGGGGAGCCCAGAGCGGGACGACCUGCAUUACACCCAACACCAGACCUAGGUGUCGGGCGUUCUUGGAGCCAGUCUGUGGGUGGUAGAUGAGUACCCGCAGUGCUGUGAUGUGCUGUGCAGUUUACUUACGUAGUAAAGUGAUUAGGUCUAACUGUGAUCAAGCUUAACUCUUUAAAGCCUCUGUCAGACAUUAACGAACUUGACCAUUCGUAGCUGGUCAUAUUACUAAGUAACACAUGAGCUCGUAGUCGAGACCCUCUAGUGCUUGCUCCAUUUGACAUAGCUUCAGACCUUGUCCAGAAAACCAAAGAGCUCAUCUUAGCUUACAACACUAAGAAUAUAUACAGUAUCUAGACAUAAGUUAUCAGACUGACAAACUAGGCACAUCUUUGAGAAAGUCGUGUGAUGGUGACACUAAAGAAAUAUCUAUACAAAAGAAGGUGGCCUGGGCAGAGCUGGUGUCUGGGUGAGAGAUUAACUACUUAGUUCCUGGAUUUAUCCUGAAAAGCUUGAACAGAAUGAAACCCUGCUAGCACCACAUGGACUUUUUUAGCAUUCACUCCUGGGCUGCAGAUAGUAAUAUAUAAACACACACAGUGACUGCAAGACCAUGUAAAUCUUUUUAAAAAUCUUCUUCCUAUGUUUUGAAUUCUGGGGACAAUCUGACUGGAUAUGACACUGCAGAAUAGAUUUCAGUCGCUGUGUUUUCUGUGCUGUGAUGUCCUUGUACUGUCGAAGUUAGUAUAGCUUGUUCUUGGUCAUUUGUUUUUUUCUGUUUUGUUUUGUUUUGUUUUGUUUUCUCUCCAGCCUUUAGUUGCAAUCGCUGGCUCCCAGCGAGUUUGUUUUCAAAAAGGAAAAACAAAAUAGUUUUUUACUGGAUUAAAAAUGCCUAUCAGAAUCCUCCCCUUUUUGAGGUUUCCUCUGGGCUUUUGGUAAUUGCUUUUUUCCGGCCCAGGUGUGGUUUUGUUUGUUUUUCUUUUUUCUAUGUUUGUGGUUUUUUUUCAUCUGUACAAGAAAUUUUGUUAUGCACUACUACUUUUUGUAUUCUAGACCGUUUUCAAAAAGUUGGCUGAUGAUUUUCGUUUGUUUGUUUUUAAGGAAAAAGGCAUGCUUUCUGACUGACAUGAUCUUUUGCAAUACCUCAAUUUUGAAAUAUAGGAAAGAAAAUGAUAUUUUCUAAGUAAGUUUAUUCAGAAAAAUAUAUAUUAAUUUAAUUCUGCAAGAAAAUGAUUUAACAGAUGGGUAACUUUAUUUUUUUCAUGCUUAUUUGUGUUUUUUGAAAAUGAAGAAGUUAGAGCUUUAUAACUAUAAUAUUAAAGAUCAUAUCUAACCUACAGAAAUCUACCUAAUUAUGUGAAAGAAGCAAGCGUUUUGAAGAAGCACCCUCUUUCGUGUACUAAACUAACACUGAGGUUAAAACAAUAAAAGAAGCUGGAAGAUUGUACAGCAUAAAGCUAAAAUGAAGGCAAAAAGACUAGCUUAUAAAAAUCAACUCCAUUUGGUGCUGAAAGUUGUGAAUAGAUGGUGGAAACUACUUUCCCUUAAUUUGUAUAUUUAUAAUCAAGCGUUGAUUGUGCACGACUGACCAGGAUUGUGAAAGAGUUCUUCUGUUUGUAUUUUUUUAAAGAGAACUUUUUUAGUUUAUUAAAUUAUAACAUGUUCCCUUUUGUUUUGUAAAUAAAUGUGCCCCCGGGUUCUUAAUGUUAUAUUAAAAGAGAGGGUCCUUCAAAAGAAUUAUUUUUUAAAACACAGAGGUGUUCUGACCUGCAACUUAACUGGGAAGCCCCUGGGUGCCACAGGGCCUGUGGUGGCCUUUCCUGGAUGGGACACUUGAACUCGUGGAUGUUUUGAAGGCUGCGACCUAACCUCGACUAUUUGUUGUUCCGUGCAAUACUGUUUGUACUGUUUGUAUAAAAAAUAGAAAAAAAAGAAGAAAAAAGGCAUAAAUCUUUAUUGCAGAUUUAUUUUCAUUGCAAACUUUAGACAUUGUGAUUCACUGAAAUCAUUUUUCUACUGUCAAAUAUGUACCUUUUCUUCAUGCUGGUAUUUUUUCAAUAGUAAUGUAGCCUUUGUACUGAGACAAAUUUUCAUUGUUAUUUUUAGAAAGAUUUUUUGCUAAGAAAAAAAUUAAACAUAUUUACAUAUUUUUCAUUUUAUUUCGUAUUUUCUUUAAGGAGUGCUUUCUCAAUCAUUAAUAGAGUUGUUUCUGGGAGGGACUUUCAUAUCUGGUCAAUGUCAUAAUAUUAUUUUGUAUUUUUACUUGGAAUAAAUUAAUUUUAUGAUGCUAAUCCUUUAAAAGUUUAUUUUUUUCAUUUUCAGUUAUUUUUGAAGCUAAAACCUUUGUAAUAUUGUUACUAAAGUGUCUAGUUUUUUGAAAUGCAAAGCUUUAUGUAUUAACUUGCUGAUGUGGUUUACAAUAGUGUGACAAUGAUGAAAAUGGCUGGUUAUGUAAAGCGAUUGGAAACAUAACGGAUAAUUGGGUAAUAAAAUGACAGAAUGAGAGAACAUGUGAAAUCUUGACAAGCCUUUUCCUUUAUUGCAGUGCUUUAGUGUAAGACUAGGGAUGUCACAGUACAGGUCUCUAAGGAUGUCACAGUGGAUUUAUACAACACCAGGUGCAGCCAAAUCUGUGGCCCUGAUAAUGAAGUCACUCUCCUGAAAUACCACUGGGUUUGAAACCUAGCUAGGUCUACAGAAUGUUUCAGCGCUUUUCCCUUCAACUCCUCACAUGUCUUGUGAGUAUGUGUGGGCGUACGUAUGUGCGUGUGCAUGUGUGUGUGUAUGUGUGUCUGUCUGUCUCACCAGCUGCUGUCCAUGUGUGAGAUGGUGCCUUUCCCUCCCAAAUCUCUUACUUGCUUCUACCGUGGUGACAUCUGUGGGUCAAAGGAAGACACCACCUUGUAUGUAGCAUAGGCUUGAACUGCGGUGUCUCACUGGUACUUCCCUGCAAGGGCUGGCGGUGCGAGAAGCACACUCGCCUGUCACCACUUGUAGAUGCACACAGUUUGUGUUGGGCUGCAUCUUCCUCCACACCCUGCCUGCUCCCUGGUAUGGCACCCCGCGUUUGCCUUUUAUCAUGGCGACACAUUGGGCCACCCCUUGCAUGAUCUGUCUGCCCUCCUGUCGCUGCUUUCCCAGCCCCCACUUCCCUGGAAGUGUGCUGUUAAGGCAGCGCGUCGUUACAUUGGCACCUAAAAUCAACGCAGAAACAUCAUACAACUGCAAAACUGGUGUUGCGUAAACAGAACAUCCAAUGACUUGCUCUAGCUAGGUGGUGUGUUUCUGCGGUUGUUGGUGGCCUCUUCUGCCGUGGCUAUGGAGGUGGGCUUCAUCAACAACUGGGAGAAACGUGUGUCCAGAGUUGGCUCUCGGGUACGCUCUAUGUAUUCAGUUUUGUAAAUAACAUAUAGAUUAGAUCAAGUUGUGGUGUAAAAUUUUAACUCAAAUUGGGUACUAUUGGUUGGAAUUUUACAUUAACUACAAAUAAAUGAUUAGGAACAGAAGAAAAGAAAUUGGAAAAAUUCUUGUUUAGUGGUAUAAAGAUUAUGCUUAGAUUUCUGCCUAUAUCUUGUGUUUUAUAGCUUGUUAGUGAGGCAUGGGCUAAUGCAGAAUGUACUGCAUUUAUGCAAUUAGCAAACAACUGCUAGUUUUCAUUUUCUCUAUUAUAUUAGCAACAAAAUGGCAUUUAACUGGGUAAAGCUCCUAUCUAAAUAUUUGAGUAUUGUGACAUCUCUACUUGCAAGGUUUGAAUGAAAGAUUAGUCACAGAUUAGUGAAAAAAAGUAUCUUUUUGUUAAAACUGGCUUAUUUGUAUGGACUGUUUCUUUUUCACUAGUUUGUAUGGUAUGUCUGCUAACAUUUCUUUGUGGUUUUUUUUUUUCUUUUAUGAUAACCAAAUUUCUAUCUCAGCUGCAAUAGUGUUCCAUCCUACCAUGGAGUAUUUUAUAAUGAAUGCUGUUGACUUUAUACCCCAAAAUGGGCCAAGAAGGGGAAUCUGUGAUUCAGGGAUGUUACAUUUGUAUGAUGAGGAAGUUAAUUGCAACAAGUAGAAAACUUGGGUGCUAACACAGGAUAACUUCUCUUUUUCCUGGACAUAGUUCUGUUGGGGUAUAAAGUAUUAGGUAUUUGUAUUUUUGCUGUCAAAAUAAUGGACAUAACUUUUAGAGUGUUCACAGCUAAGAUCUCUGUAUUUGUUUUUCAACUAACGACUAAUUUUAAAUGUAUUGUACCUUUUAUUACCUGUUCUCUUAGAUUGUUUUUGCUAGUAACCCUUACUCAGCUUCUGCCUUCGGGGCUUGGACUCAUACUGCUUGUGUGGAACUACAGUACUGUGACUAAACAUGGAGCUCGAUGCAGCGAUUGCUUACAACUGCUUACACUUUGUAGUUUGGACUUUUUUUCUGUAACAACAACUUAUUAAAUCUAGUUGUAUGAA